This is a messenger RNA of Moesziomyces antarcticus, 2517 nucleotides long. RefSeq lists its product as uncharacterized. The transcript has a single exon. NCBI's taxonomy places the organism in Eukaryota, Fungi, Basidiomycota, Ustilaginomycetes, Ustilaginales, Ustilaginaceae. The record is from RefSeq and is a predicted model, not a curated record. The coding region runs from base 1 to 2517 and encodes 838 amino acids.
AUGGCGCGCAAGCCCAGGCCGCUCGUGUCUGCCACCGCGGCUCCUCUCAAAACCGUCCAUACCUACCCGACCAAGAACGCCAACAUCUCCCUCCAUGUCUUCUCGUAUCCCCAGCGUGUGCCCACCUUCAUGGGCGGCAGCGCCGACCGCGGAUGGGGCGCAUUGUCUGGCAGCGUCGACAUCCAAGUCACCGAUCCCUCGGGCGAUCGCAUCUCGGCCAUCAAGCUGACCCUCACUGCCACGCAGACCAUCACCAUACCCAAAACGGCUUCCACAGAUACCCCUUCCGUGCUCGACCGGAUGCCCAUCGAUCCCGAGGAGACAAAGACAAAGGAGGUCACCCUGCUCCAGCUCGAAACGUUGCUGCUCGAGCCUCCCAAGAACGAAACCGACCGCGACUCCGACCUCUUGCCCCAGGGGAGGCACGCCUAUCCCUUCACCAUCGACCUGCCCUUAGUGGGCAACAAGGACAAGAAGAAUCCUCCGCUCCUUCCUCCAUCUUGCGUCAUCGAGCCGCUCCUCGUCGGACCAGCAGACGCCAAGAUGCGUCAGAAGGCAAAGGCCAACGGCAAGGGGACCAUCCGACCGGCUUGGGCCACCGUCAAGUACCAGCUCAAGCUCACCGUGCAAAGACCAGGCCUGCUCAAGCGCAACCUCCGCAGCUAUGCGCCUUUCGUCUACCUGCCUCCGCCCGCUCCUGCGGCAACCUCGCUUCUGCUCAAUAGACGCAUGCUCGGCGCACAGAUGGCCGCCAUCGUCCUUCAGCGCCAAGGCGACGGAUGCCAGCCCAUCGAGACGACGGGUGACUGGCUCACCCGUCCACUCCCCUUUCUCACCUCGCCCAACGGUCCUCAAAAGCUUGAGCCCGAACGCAAAUCAGGCUUCCUCUCCUCCCUAUUCGGCGGUCCCAAGAAGCAGUCCGUAGUUCACUGGCACGAGGCGUGGACGCUGUCCAUGCCUAUGGCACCCCAGGCGUGCUUCCCGCUGCGCUCCUCCAUCCCUUUCGUCGUGCGCUGCGCAACCAACAAGCCGAUCGACCUCACCGUAGGAUCUCCCCUCACAUUUACGCUCUUUCGCAGAGUGCGCCUGCUCACAGGCAAGAAGCAGAAACCCAUCGCCGUGCAGCAAGAACCGGUGACAGACGCCGCGCUGAGGUGCUCGGUAGAGUCUCGCGGCGUCUUUCGCCUCAACGGCUUGCUCUCGCUACCGCCCAAUUGCGUACCCAACUUUGAUCUGCCCAGUCUCGCGCUCGACUACUACCUGGCUGUCGUUCGUGUGCUCGACGGCAGCGUCGUGCACAAAGAAUCGAUCAGCCUCGCCUGUCCGCCUCCAGUCGAGCCCAAGACCGCCUACGGUCCGUAUCCGUCCGGUCUGGCGUGGCGCAGCGCGCAGCAAGCCGCCCUGCAGUCUCGAAAUGUCCUGCCAGCCUCGGACGAGUCUCCGCCUUUGGCACCUCGAUCGGUAGCACCCGCUUCCGAAUACUCGUCGGCAGUGUCGGGACGCCAGAGACCCAGCAUCAGCAGCAUGGCAAGCUCAGCCGGUUCGAGCGCGUAUCUGCAGCCGCAGAGCAGGCGCACUUCGGAAGCACCCUCACUCCGAUCCUUCCGCUCCGCCUCGACAGAUUCAGCCCACUUUGCCACUGCGCCCAGUUCCGUCAGCCACGGCAGCGCUGUGAACAAUGUCAGCGCAUCCAUGGGGCUGGCCGGUAUGACGAGCCCUCCGCCUGCUUCCUCCGCCGGUGCAUCUGGAUUCGUACACGCGCAGUCUUCUGGCAACCUCAACGCGGUCAGGGAGCAGGCAGCUGUGCAGCCUCGCGCAGCAGCAACGGCAACCCGCGAGCAAAAAGUCCGACGAGCCUCUCAGCCGGCAACGGAAGCAGCAGAGACAGCAUCGAUCGCGAGCAGCCGCACGCGCAGCAGAUACUCGUCCAAAGGCGCUGCAGCCGACUCGGCCAUCAGCUCCGCACGCUCGUCGGCAGAGCUCGAUCGUCCUGCGCACAUUCACGUCACCGAGAAAGGAGCUGCACCAGGCGCACAGUCGAGCGGACGACGCGCUCUGUUCGUGACCAAUUCAGACAGCCUUCCCAGCAUCCCCGCCAAGACGGCCACCUCCAUGCGCCAGCACGCCGAUGCGCUUGUGGGAGAGGGUUCGCGGACCAAGCAGCCUCGCGCCAAGCGCAAAGAGCCAAAGAGUCGGCGCGGCUCGUCUUCCAGUCCAAGCACGCAGCCACCAUCCGCAGCGUCUGGUAGCCCCAGGCGCGCGCAUGCUUCUUCUUCUCCCAACGCUGCCGGACAGUCUCGACGCGCAGAACGACCCUUACUCGCUCCUGCGCCGAUCCCCGACCCCCCGGCACCGAUCGCUGCGCCCCCUCCGCCGCCGACUCAGUUAACCCCGGUCGAUCCAGCCUUCCUUCUCACCAACGACGACCUAAUGUACGGCGAAGACAUGGAACUCGACCUCCCACCCAGCUACUUUGAAGCCGUCUACGGCGCAGGCGAAGACGAAGACGAUGCCUGA